Messenger RNA from Cylindrotheca closterium, 1197 nucleotides. The record is from the annotation of a GenBank genome assembly. Lineage: Eukaryota; Bacillariophyta; Bacillariophyceae; Bacillariales; Bacillariaceae.
AUGUCCAAAAUAAAACAAAUGCUGUCCUUUGACUCGGAAGAAUGGGACUACAAAGAGCUCACAUCUUUGUUGGAAGACUUGGAUUUGUUUGAAGAGCCAUCACUGAGGUUCUCUCAAGCUCUUUUAGCUUCCUCUGACUUGUUGGCCUUUCUCUUGAAGCGUGGUGGUUGCAAUCCAACCAAAAUUGCAAUUUCCUGCCUACUGUUGAGCCAGGUUUCCAACCUUGUCCUUCCUGACUGUGCUUGGUUGCGAUACACCUGGUUCGCUUUGAUCAUUUUGUCAACGCUGUUCCUGAGCAUGACAGUGCUCUUCAUGGCACACAUUUUUGUCUCCAAGCGUCAACCUGCGUUCAAAUCAGCACACAAUGAACUAUGGGAUCGCAUACAAGAUGGUCGGGCCCUCCGAAACGAAGGAUACGAUGUCUUCCUUCCCUUGGUUGCUACUAGUACUACUACGACUAGUAAUUUCGUGGACCAAGAUGAAAAGGAAGAAAAGGAACCCGAGAUUGAAGUUGAAACCAAUACAAGCAGCAGCAAACAUGGUAUCAUUCUGUUUCCUGGUGCAUUGAUCAAUCAUACUGCCUAUGCAUCCUUGGCGGCCAAAUUGAGCGACCAUGGAAUCCUGGUGGUGAUCAUGUCCUAUGGUGCAAGCCGAUUGACCAUGGAUGUUGCGGAAUGUCAACAGAGGGCACAGUUGGCAAUUUCCGAAGUUACCUACGAAUUGAAGGCGUUGGGCCUUGAUGACUUGGCAGUAAAGGAAUGGGUCCUGGCCGGUCACUCGCUGGGUGGCACCUUGGCGCUCAAUGCGGCUGCCCAAAUGGACAAUAUUGAAAAGGUCAUUCUUUUUGGAGUUGGACGAGAUGCCAUGGGAGUACCAUCUUCUUUCGCGUCAUCGGAUAAACAAGUAUUGGUUAUCAAUGGAUCCAAUGAUCCAUUUGUGACGGAUUGUACCGAUGCCCAAAAGACUGAUUUUCGAGACUGUCUACCACCCACAGCAGCUGGUUCUGAAAAGAAGACAAAGACAACCAAAGGAAGGACUACCUAUGUGACAGUUGAAGGCGGCAACCAUGCCGGCUUUGCACAUUAUGGUCCACAAACAUACCCAAAACAAGAUGGCGAACGAACGCUAUCGAUUGACGAGCAACAGGAAGCAUUUGUACAAAAGACCCUGGAGCUCUUGAAUCUUGUAAAUUUUUGA